AAGCGAACUCGUCUAUUUCUGUUAUCUUCUGCUGGGAAUGUCCAGCGCUUCCACCCUCAGUGCUGUUUGUUUGGAAAAUCCCAAAAUCUGAAAAGUUUCUCAGGAAACAAAUUGCGACAUUCUGAAGACUGUUUCACAUUACAUGGAACUGCAAAUACUUAUUUUCUGCAAAUUUCCACAUGCGUUUCUGACCGUCGCCGAGUGCUGCCGAGGAACAGUGGCGUUACAGAGACAGAAAUUAUUCAAAUGAGCUGAUAAAACUACGCUAAAUGCAGCCGAAGGAGACCAGGAGGUGUUUGAUCCGCAUGACUUGAGGAUUUUAUCCUAUUGGGGUUAAAUGGUUCUGAUAACGGACAGCAGGGAUGGCGGAGGAUCAUCUCCAGGAAAAGUUAAACCACUUAAACAUGCUAAAAGCGCCCAGAUCUGCCCCACUAUCGUGGAGGAAUCACCUGAUCGCUCUGGCGAUAACGAUUAUGAUGAAUAUCUCGGCUCGGUCGAGUUGGACGAGGACUUCGAGGAGUUGGAUGACUUCUCGGACCUGCCGGAUACCAGGAGCAUCGCCUCAGAUGACUCGUUUUAUCCACCGGACGAUGACUUCGCUGACUCGGAGAGAACCCCUUCCCCGGAGAGUCCCGCUCCGCUGUCCUUCUUUCAGGCGUGUUGCAGCAACAACGCGCUCAUAGUGAAACUCAUGAUUAGACAAGGAGUCACGGAGGAGGAUGUACUGGAGACGGACAAAAACAAUAGAACUGGACUAAUAGUGGCAUGCUACCAAGGGUACGUGGAUGUGGUGGUUGCUCUCUCCCAGUGUCCUCACCUGGAUGUGAACUGGCAGGACAAUGAAGGCAAUACAGCCCUCACCACCGCUUCUCAGGCGGGUCACAUCACAAUCACUAACUACCUUCUCAACUACUUUCCCGGGCUUGACAUCGAGAAGAGGAACUGCCAUGGAUUCACCGCUCUGAUGAAAGCUGCUAUACAGGGUCGAGUGGAAUGUGUCAGAGCCCUGAUGCUGGCAGGAGCUGACAUAGAUGCCAGAGACAAUGGGCGGAAGUUCACUGCGCGAGAGUGGGCCGUCUUUACAAGCCGCUAUGACACUGUGUCCGCUAUAACGCGGCUGAUGCAGCAGCCGUGCGCGGAUCAGUUCUGCGACACCUAUCGGUCUGAGUGGCCCCUUCUGCCUGCGCUGGUGGCCAAAGCUCAGGCGCCGAAAGGCUGCAUUCAGAAAAUUUCAGAGACACUACGUGACUUCUUUGACAUCAGUAACGUCAGCGAGGCUUCGGAAGACGGGGUCCUGGAUCACAUGGUGCGUAUGACAACAUCCCUGGGGAGCCCGUUCAUCGCAACGGCAUGUCGAACGGUGUGUCCCGGCAGCCCGCCCUGUGUGGGAAAACGCCGGUACUCUGUUCAGGAGAUACUAAGAAAACAACGCAUCGAGCAGCUGAAAAGUAUGGGACCCGAGCGCCUCGAGAACUACAAACGCCUCUUCCAGAACUCCCGCGUCCAGCUGGUGGUCAAAUCGAAAGAUCGUCGUGCGAGCCUGCAACCCCAGGCCCAAUCAGACGGCUCCUCCUCGUCCCCCCCAGGCAUCCGCAGGGCCAGUCUGCUCCCCUUACACCUGCUGAGGAGGAGCAGCGUUAGGCCAGGGAUGGUGGUGCCCAAGCUGAGGAUUACCAAGGCACCUACGUCAACCUACGUGCCGGAGAAAGUGCGACGGAAAAGCAGCUGUAUAGAAGAGCAGUUCCUCCAGAUCCCGAAGUGGAGAUACAAAGAACUGAAAGAGGAGCGAAAGAAAGCAGAGGAGGCGGAAAGGAAAAGACUGGAGGCCAUAACUAAGAGACGACUCACUACAGGCAAAAGGAAAUAAGUGUGUGCAAACACACUGCUCAGCGUUUUAAACUUGAAAUGCAAUUUUGAUGAUGGAUUCAAAUUUAUUUGACCAUUUAUUGUUCUAAUUUUUAUAAACUUAAUUGCUUCUCAACUCUUUUAACCUCUUUAAAAUAGGGUACAUUGAAGGAUUUACUGUAGGACAGCUCCUCUAAUCCCAUUUCAUGUGUUCGGAGCUUCAGGAAAACAGCUCCAGAUCAGUUUAUGUGGGUACACUACUAAAACCAGAUGCUACUUUAUGUUUACAUUCUUAAAAUAGGGUUCUUUGGGUUUUUAGAGUAUCCGAAUGCUAGCAUUGUCUCAGAUUUAACAGUAGCAUUGUGAAUGUAUUUAACAGACAUACUUUGUCUUUACCUCAUUUGUGAACUAACAUUGUAGAUAUCGAUGGUAUUUCAACCGCAGAUCUGUCUGAAUUUGCACACCUUUCAGGGACAAAUGCUACAGACAAUCACCAGCAAUUAAUGCACGGCAGAAAAAGAGGUAGUGAUAUAAUGGAUUUGUUCUGUACAUGUAUUUUAAUAAUUAUUUAUACUACUAAAGCACUCUAAGUUCAUUACUCUUUUACCAAAUGGUAUUUGCAACUAUAUGGGGAGAGUGGGGUAAGAUGUGUCUUGCACAGUAAAUUAUUGAUCAAGGGCCCAACAUACACUGCUGCCUGUGAUGGAGAAGUACAUUUAAAAAAAAAAAGCUAAACAUUUCUUUGCAUGUCAAAGUAAAUAAGUAUAUAUGAAAGCAAACACAAAUGUUUACAGGUUGAUAUAUCUAACAGUAUAUAUAUACUGUUCAAAGUUUGAGAUGAAUGGGACUUGUUUUGAAGAAAUUAAUAAUUUCACAUAGCAAGGACACAUUCAAUCAAUCAAAAGUGACUGAAGAAUUUUAUAAUGUUACAAAAGAUUUCUAUUUACAAUACAUUAUGUUCUUUUUAACUUUUUAUUAAUAAAAAAAUAUAUAUAUUCUAAAAUAUAAUUAUAUUUCAUAGUAUUACAUUUUUGAUUAAAUAAAUUGCAGCAUUGUUGAGCAUAAUUAUCAUUCAUCAAAUAAUUCUAAAAACAUUUUGUAUCAAGGUUUCAACAUUGAUAAUAAUAAAUAAAUGACAGUAUUACUUUAUACAUUUCUAUUAAAUAAAAGCAGCCUUGUUGAGCAUAAUAUAAUUCUUUAAAAACAUUUUUAAAAUCUUACAACUCAAAAUUUUGUAAGUAUUGAAUAUAGGUGAAUUACUUGUGUUAAAAAAAACAUUAUUUAGCAUAAAAAUUAGCCAUGAAUUAUUAAACCAUUUUCCAAAAACAAGCUGUGGAACCAGGGGUUCUCUUAAUAUUGAAAAUGAACUUUGCCUUCAAAUAUAGGAAAUAUUGUUACUAAUAAUAUAAAUACUAAAAAUUAUUAUCAAAUACUCUUAAUAUUUAACCUUAUGCUAGAUAUUGGGAAUAUUUAUUUCCCAAUUUCUUUUUGCAGGAGGUAUCUUAAGUAAAAAGUGGCACAGCUUAUCCCACUCUCCUAUAUGAUUUAUUUCAGAGCUGGAAACAGUCCAUCCAAUUUCAAACAUAUCACAACAAAUCUCAGGUAUGAAUGCUUCUGUAUGCAGAAAAGUACAAUGUUUAAUUAAACAUAGUGUAGUGUUAUCUGUUUGAAAUAUCCUCUCACUGAGCGUCCCAUCAUCUCAACAGCACCACUGUGCCUCGGACUACACAAAACACACACCACACAGCUGACUUCACAAAGACUAUCUUAAAAUAACACUGUUUACACUACUCUAGGUUGUAACCCAAAAGUAAUGACCAUCAAUGCUUGAAAGAAGGAUCUCAUUGUAUCUUUUGAAUAAAAACGACUUUAUAAAUCCAA
Messenger RNA from Carassius gibelio (silver crucian carp), 3726 nucleotides. RefSeq names its product ankyrin repeat domain 33ba (gene ankrd33ba). The transcript has 5 exons. NCBI's taxonomy places the organism in Eukaryota, Metazoa, Chordata, Actinopteri, Cypriniformes, Cyprinidae. Bases 338 to 1867 code for a protein of 509 amino acids. The record is from RefSeq and is a predicted model, not a curated record. Gene Ontology annotation, molecular function: protein binding.